Ochotona curzoniae (black-lipped pika) is the source of this 162-nucleotide messenger RNA. RefSeq names its product photoreceptor disc component (gene PRCD). Gene Ontology annotation, molecular function: opsin binding. NCBI's taxonomy places the organism in Eukaryota, Metazoa, Chordata, Mammalia, Lagomorpha, Ochotonidae. Gene Ontology annotation, cellular component: photoreceptor outer segment membrane. The transcript is spliced from 3 exons. Bases 1 to 162 code for a protein of 53 amino acids. The record is from RefSeq and is a predicted model, not a curated record.
AUGUGCACCACACUCUUUAUACUCAGCACCCUGGCUAUGCUCUGUCGCCGCUGGCUCGCCAACCGGGUCCAACCAGAGCCCAGUGCAGUGGAUGGAGCCGUAACCAAGAGCUCAGACGCAGAUCUCCAGUGUACCAGCAGGGAGGAAGACCCUCGGAAGUAA